AUGGUACAUCAUCGUAUUUUUGAUGUGUCAGAACUGGUGUCCCACAUCGCCGAGUUCCUCGCUCCUCAUGAUCUUACUGUCUGUCUCCGUGUCAAUCGCCUCUGGUUCGAAUGGUUCAUCGAGCCGCUUUACCGGAGUAUUCACAUUUUUGACUUUGAUUACUUCUCCAAAGACCUCGGUUACGGCCUCGCCUCUCGAACCCAUGGAGCCAGACAUUUCGAGCUUGAAGAUAUUCCUUAUUGUGACCAAUCUGAAGUCGGUUAUGGUGGGAGUCGAGUAUAUAAGUACUCAUACCUGACAAAAGCCAUAGCUGCAGCCAACGUGCACUCCUUCCAGUACCUAGGCGACGGAUGCAGCAAUCUAACUCACGCUCUGGUGAUCGAGAAUCCGCAAGACUUCUGCUCAGAUGGCUAUAGUGCAUGUCCUCAGUUCCAAUUCGAACUAGAGACAUGGUGCGAAUACUUUGGUGCCGUGACCGCACCGCGCACUGUCGAGAUAUGGGUGGACUUGAUAACAAGGAACCCAUCAUUGACCUGUGUGCGCAUCGACCUGUCGAGUGUUCAAGAAGGUAUCGAAAAGAUCGCCGAGGCGCUGGGCGGCCUUGGUCAACUGAAGGAGGUUUGCGUCUCCAGGGCGGUACAGAGGGAUGCUGCGCAGGUUCUAUUGGAUCAUUGCUCCGAUAUCGAUACCUUGGUCUGGCUAUCACGUAGGACUUGUCGGCAGCAUGUGGAUAUCAUUCAUCAACCCACUCAGAUCAUCCAUUUAAAGUUCGAGGGUUCCUAUGUCGACAAGUGGUUGGUGGUCUACAUGAUCAAGCGGUGCCCCAGACUUAGACGACUUACACUCCCGCCUUAUACCGCCCAGAGCCUGCUCUUGACCAUCGCCACUGCCAUCAGGGACUCGGACUGCAGCUCAACCCUUCAGCUUCUGGAAUUCGACGGACUCCCAGCCCCAGGGAAAGAUCAAGAUAGUAUAGUACUGGAGCAGGUCCUCACAGCAAGCGAUCAACUCCUAGAGGUUUCUUUGAAGCGAGCUCAGAGAGACUUCGCUGCCGUAUUCUACCUGAGAAGCUUCGGACUACGCGCUCGACUCGAGGUAUUCUCGUACCACACCCGCUUCCUCGAAGUUGAACUGGACCUGACCUUGGCCGUCCUUGAGAUCUGUCCAAAUUUACGCGUGUUUGAGCUUGAGAACGCAUCCGUGAAUGUGGACCGGUUCCUUCGUAUCCAGUGGGGAUGUCGCGCAACGAUAACAAGGCUGAGGAUCAGUAUUAGCUGCAAUGAGAUCCAAGCUGCGUCAUUCUACCAGGAAGUGGAGCUCGAGGAUCCGUCUAACGUUGUUGUCGCUGACAGACGCAUGUUCUUGCAGGAGAGAAUCCUUGAGAAGCUAACGCAGCUGAGCGUGUUGGAGGAGUUGCAGUUGAGGCCGACGCGCCUAAACUUCAGCGUGCUUUCGUUCCCGAUUAAGGUGGACGGAGGUACCAUGCUACAGAUGCAGAGAUUGAAACGUCUACGGGUGCUAAGCAUCCUGGGCAUUUGUCAUAUUUAUUGA
This is a messenger RNA of Gamsiella multidivaricata, 1551 nucleotides long. RefSeq lists its product as uncharacterized. Lineage: Eukaryota; Fungi; Mortierellomycota; Mortierellomycetes; Mortierellales; Mortierellaceae. Bases 1 to 1551 code for a protein of 516 amino acids. The record is from RefSeq and is a predicted model, not a curated record. The transcript has a single exon.